Messenger RNA from Macrosiphum euphorbiae (potato aphid), 552 nucleotides. Lineage: Eukaryota; Metazoa; Arthropoda; Insecta; Hemiptera; Aphididae. The record is from the annotation of a GenBank genome assembly.
AUGGCGACAUUUGAGAAAAAGGAGAAUUACAUCAUACAUUAUAGGAACCUACAGCAGGCCAUUAAGAAUGGUUUGAUAGUUGAAAAAGUGCACAGAGUUAUUCAGUUUAACCAGUCAGAUUGGCUGGCUAAAUAUAUUAAGUUAAACACACAGAUGAGGAAGAAGGCUAAGAACGAUUUUGAGAAAGACUUUUUUAAGCUGAUGAACAAUGCUGUAUUUGGGAAGACUAUGCAAUCGAAGAGGAAGGAGAUGAAGAUGGAGUUGGUGUCAUGCGAAAAGAGGUUACAGAAGUUGAUAAAUAAGAGCACAUUCAAGUAUUGUACUAAUUACAAUGAGGACCUGAACACGGUCGCACUGGAGAACAAAAUUAUUAAAUUUGAUAAACCUAUAUAUAUUGGAUUCGCUGUGCUGGACAUAUCCAAGACGAAAAUGGAAGAUGAACCCGAGGACGAAUGGUCUGAACUCGACUAUGAGGUAGAUGACAGAGGGCGACGAUGGAGUAAACUGGAUAAAGAGUUUAUGAGGAAGCUUCUUUGUUACACAACUAAAUAG